This is a messenger RNA of Carassius gibelio (silver crucian carp), 4189 nucleotides long. RefSeq names its product insulin-like growth factor binding protein 2b (gene igfbp2b). Gene Ontology annotation, biological process: regulation of insulin-like growth factor receptor signaling pathway. The coding region runs from base 193 to 993 and encodes 266 amino acids. Gene Ontology annotation, cellular component: extracellular region. The transcript is spliced from 4 exons. Gene Ontology annotation, molecular function: insulin-like growth factor II binding; insulin-like growth factor I binding. The record is from RefSeq and is a predicted model, not a curated record. Lineage: Eukaryota; Metazoa; Chordata; Actinopteri; Cypriniformes; Cyprinidae.
CACAUUUUCUACCAAGCCUGUCUAUCUGUAUUUGAAUAGCUUUUGACGUGAUGUCAUUUCGGAGUAACAUGACAGCAAAUAGGACCCAGCAGAGCUCUCCGGCGAACCUCACCUGUUCCCAAACGCACUUUUACUUUUCCACCUGAAGUCUCCUGCAGAAUACCGACAUCUGUCAGACUUAAAGAUAACGGCAUGUUUUCGACACUGCUCUGCAGUUUGUUGCUCCUGCACGGCUCGCUCGGGGAGAUCGUGUUCCGCUGCCCGAGCUGCACCGCGGAGCGCCAGGCGGCGUGUCCCAAGCUCACCACCUCUUGCGAGAUUGUCAGGGAACCGGGUUGCGGUUGCUGUCCGGUUUGUGCCCGGCAGAAGGGCGAGCUGUGCGGAGUCUAUACGCCGAGAUGCGGCAGCGGUUUGAGGUGUUACCCAAGCGCCAAUUCAGAGUUACCGCUGGAGCAGCUGAUACAGGGACUCGGGCGAUGCGAGAACAAAGUGGACCUGGAGCCCACCAUGACCAACCAGGAGUCAUGGCACAGCGGAGAAGUAAAUAGCACACGGUUCCCUCCAGUGAAGAAGCCAGGCAAAGAAAACAACUACCAGCACAUUAAGGAAAUAGCUGUGAAGCAGCAUCACAACAACAAGAGGACCAGGAUGUACAGCUCCCUGGAUGAUCCCAAAAUACCUCACCCAAGACAGAGCCAGUGUCAACAGGAGCUGGAUAGAGUUUUGGAGAACAUCUCCCGAAUUACAUUCCAUGACAACAAGGGACCUUUGGAAAAUCUUUAUGACCUGAAGUUCCCCAACUGUGACAAGACAGGACAGUACAACCUUAAGCAGUGCAACAUGUCCAGCCAUGGACAGAGGGGCGAGUGUUGGUGCGUUAACCCCUACACUGGUGUCCAGAUACCCACAUCCCCCAAAGUGAGGGGGGACCCCAACUGCAGCCAGUACUACGGUGGUCCUGAGCUGGAACCGCCCACCAGGCAGCAGAAAUAGAUGCAACCUUGCACAUAAGGAAGAUGCCCCGGGUUGCAAACGAGGAGAGUUAAAUCGAGUGCCAGAGCGAUGUGCAUGUGUGUAAUUCUGUACGUGUAUGUGUAUGUAUAUUUUCUCAAUAGUAUGAUCUGUGUUGUCGAUAGGAAUGUGGAAAGUCACAUGCCAGCAAAGACAAGCAAGUCAAGGACAGGUAGUUAAACCUCCCCUUCUCAAAUCCAGAUAACUGUUCUCCAAAUUUAACUCCGAGUGAUUGUCUUUUUUCUGCCUAUUCAUAGGCUCGUCUGGUGCCUUUUAAUCUUGUGACUGAAUCUGGUUGCAGGGAGUCGCUUAUACAGCAUUUGCAGCUGUUCGGUGUGAAGAUGUGUCCCUUUAAAUCUCCCUUUGUCUAUGGAGACCCAAUAAAAAUGGUGUUUUUUUUGUUUUUGUUGCACCAUUGGUUGGCAGACACAAACAGCAACUACAAAUGCACAACAGCAGCAGCUUGACAUUGAUUUAACAGUGAAUCCAAAUUUUGAAACCAAAAAUAGUGAUAGAGAAAGCAGAAAGGUCUUUUUUGGCUGAUUUGAAAGGAUCUGUGCAGGGGCUGGAGAUGUGCUUUUUGGCUAUUUUGAAUACUUUUCCAAAUAAGUGUUGCAUUUUUAAGACCAUGCAUUCAAAACAUUUUCAGAAUGCGUCUCUUAACCAGUGCUUUUGUUUCCAUUCAGUUGCUUCAGACUGAGAGGUGCCAUGUACGUGAGUUGCUAUACGGUGUCACCGCAAAUAGCUGCCCCAUCUAACCAAUUGGAGUGCAAGGUACGAUAGUCCCGAAAUGUCAAACAAUUGCUAAAUUAAAAAUGAGGCCCCUUUUUGACACAUAUUACUGAUCUUCAUUACGCAUCAUUUAUUUUGAAAUGGAAGUGUGUUUUUACAAUCAAUAAUUGCAGUCGCUUGCAAAGAUCUCAAGAUCUGGAAAACCCUGUUCUUGGUGACUGAUAGACCUCUCUUCUCAUGCUGCUUCUCUACCGUGUGGUGUAUGUGUGUGUUUAUAGAGUGGGGAUCAGCAUUUACUAAUGAUGCGCUGACAGAGGGCUAGAUUAGAACACAAGGCUGACAUUGAAAAAUCUGAUAUAAAGUGGGUUAAGUGCCUAUAAAUAAACACAGGUUUGCCUGCAGUGCCAGCGGCUGUGCCUCACCUUGCUUCACUCUCAUCUGCAGUGGGAUGUGUUGGCGGUUGGCAAGGGUGAUUUUGCCCAGUGUAACACUUGAACGGGGUUAGUUGGAGAGUCCUGUUAAGGAAUGUAAAGUGGUGCAUGGGUUGAGUGAGCUUGUUUAACCAAUUAUUGUACCAUGUUUCCCCAGCUGAGUGCAAACAUGCAUUUUAUUUCUUGAACAGCCCAAUGCAGCAGACUUUAAUAAAUAAAUAAAUAAAAAGUUUCACGUAACAAACAGUACAAACAGUAAAGUGACAUACAGUGGGAUCCAAAAUCUGAACCUGGGAUUCAAAAUCCAAUUUAAACCUUGAAAUCAAAUUCUUUUUUCUGAACGUUUUUAUACCAAAAAAAAAAACAAAUCAGAUUUUGUAAUAUCUAGGUUACUAAUUAGUAAGUAAAUUUAUCGAGUUUGGGAUCGGUAAGAUUAUCCUAUUUUUGUGGAAACGGUAAUUCCUUUCAAGAGUCUUUGAUGAAUAGAACGUUUAAAAGAACAGAAUUUAGCCAUAAUAGAAAUCUUUUGUAAUAUUAUAAAUGACUUGACUGUCACUUCUGAUCAAUUUACUGCAUCCUUUGCAAAAUAAAAGUAUAAUUUUCUUUAAAAAAAAAAGUUACUGGCCCAAAAAAAGAAAAGAAGCAUUCUAGAAUCUAAAUAGAUGUGACCAGUGGGAUUUCAUGGGUUAACCUGCUCUGUCAGCAGGUGUGAUCUUUAAUGGCCUGUUCAAAUGGACACACAGACUGUUUUAUCGCUGAAAGCUCCCAGAUCAAUGCACUGUUGGAUUAUACUGGGCGUAGCUACCACCCUAAUUUCUGAUGUCAUUUGUGGCUUCUGUAGAUGGGCAUAGCUUCUGAAAAUCUGAUCAGAAUUUGAGACAAGAAUCCAGGUGCUGCUCAUAAAUUUCAACUUUUUAAAUUAAGAUUCCCUUAUUUUCACUGUAGCCAUCUGGAUGCCACUGCAUGUGGCCUUAGUGUCACAUCGCUGGAAAUUGGCAUCACUGUCUGCGAACACCAUUCAAGGCUUGUCAUCCAUUGAUUUAGUUAUAUUUUCAUUCACUACUCGUAUCUCUUACUCUUUUUAUCUCUUCCCCUUCUGUCUCUUGCUUUCCCAUCCUCUCCCUCUCUGUGAGUGUUGAAUUUAAAAGCUCAAUCCAGAAAUAGAAGUUGAUUAAGCUUUAACAUUGAUCCUAACAUGUUAGACCAUGUUCUGCCCAGCGAUUGCUUUUGUAGCUUAGCCUUUAUGAUAUAUUACCACAUUAACCUUCAGUAUUUUUCACAGUAUUACCACAUCUCGCUCACUCUUAGUAGUAGCUUACAUGUAUUUACUUUAUCUAGUUAGCAUUAUGCUAACUACCACAACGGACUGGCUCUCCAAAAUCACACAGCCUCGUGUGAUUUUGGUGCCUCACGGAUAGAUUUGCUGAGACAAGGGCUACGAGUUUUCCGUUUUGGUUUGUUUCCAAAAUAGAUUGCCCUCCGGUGGCACAGUAAAUUUUACGGUAGCUCGAGCUUGGCCUAGUUUGAAAACAGUGCGAAACCAAUCCCUGUGGUUUUCAGGCAUAUUGAUUUGCCAGAGCGGUGUGUGUGUGUGUGUUUGUAUGUACUUGUGUGAACGUUUCAAUGCUGUGCCAUGCCUGGAGCCAGUGUGACGGUGGGAAGGAUUGCUUGCCAUCUGGUGCAGUGUAAAACUGUCAGAGCCGGUCUCUGCUUUUGGAGAGUCUCACACAAAUGACAGUGGGAAUUUCUUAAGCAAAUCCAAACUCCUUGUGCCAUGCCAGCAUCUCACAUGCCUUUUUUUUCUUCUGUAAUUCAUUGCAUAUCCUGUGUGUCACGAGAUGCGGUGGUAUUAAGUAACAUACAUUACUCGAAGCAUGCUCCUUGUGUCCACUGUCAUGCGAAUGGUGUAUGAACUGAGUUUUCUGUACAACUGCAAUGGAAAAAGCCAUAAAUGCAUGCUAAAAUAGACAUUGGUUUUAACUUCUUGUAAUAAAAUCCAGCAUGAUUAAAUGAAA